Messenger RNA from Paramuricea clavata, 9364 nucleotides. Lineage: Eukaryota; Metazoa; Cnidaria; Anthozoa; Malacalcyonacea; Plexauridae. The record is from the annotation of a GenBank genome assembly.
UGGUCGCGAUAUUUACUCAUCAAAAUGUAAACAGGAACUUUGGUCAUCGGUGAAGCGGAAAACGAUUGAACAAGCGUGGUCUAUUUAUAAUGUAUUACUUGGAAAAACAGUGUGAGUUCCUUGGAAUUCGGCAUCGUGUAAUUUAUAAUUUCAUUUCACUUGAAGCCGUUUUACCUGCAACUGUUGUGUUCCUGUCUUUUGGGAUACACCGGCAGAAUAUCAUGUUUCGUUUUUAUCGUGGGAUUUUUAUCCUCGUGUUAUUUUAUAUUGUGCCAAUAUAUUCAACAGACGGUAUGUGUAAAUUUUUCAUUUCAACUAUAAUAUAAUGAUUAACGGCUUGAGAUGGUAGACAGUGAAGAAUUCAGAAUUAUGUCUCCAUGACCAUGUGUAAGGAACUAAGGAACUACCAACUGACUCAGUACAUACACGUACGUUGAAGUUGUCAAUAGCUUAGCACCGUGUUUGUAUGUUAAAGUAUUAUUUUGUGCCACAAUAUGUUACUAUUACUGUUCGAACAGUAUGGUCAAAUUAUUAUAUCAAAAGUGAAAAUAAAGAUUACAUGCCGGCAUUUACAUUAAUCAUAUAUAUAUGUAAGUUUUACAAAGUUAAUUUCGUACCGAAAUAAUAAUUCGAGAAGGGAACUGGAAUUGCUAUUUGAACCACUGGAAAUGGAUUUGGCACCAGGAUUUUUUACUAAAUCCCAUGAUCAAGUUAGCAAAUUAGUAGCCUGCGUGGCAGCCCUUCCCGCGCCUCGCCUCCCUAAUUUUCGUUGCCCGCGCCUCAAACCCAACCCUUAAAACCGCCAGCUACGCAGGCUAGCAAAUUAGCGGCUCGAGUGACCUCGAUACAGACAAAAUUUUGGCUUUGAGAUUCAAUAUUUGAAUAAACCCCUUUUAUGCUGAAAGCGAGAGCCGAAGGCCCGUGGAAAUUUUUAAAUCUAGAGUCUCUGAAAUGCCAUUUCCUGGUCUUUGGGGAAGAUUUGCCAGAAUUCUGAUAGUCAGAAAACAGCGUUUUAGUAUGUCGAAAUUUACAAUUUACUGCAUGAGUACUAAAUGGGUGAAUAUAUUGAAUAAGUUGCAGGAAAGUAUGGGUGUUAUCUUCAUUCUUUGCAGUUUGUCACGGAUUAAAUGAUAAAGGUCUGCAUGAUUUUGAAAAAAGAAUGAUUAUUAGCAAAUUAUUGGGGGGGGGGGGCUUCAGUCCCCCCCCCCAGCCUCCCCGGUUGCUACGGCCCUGUAUCACCCUCAUUGAAGUUUGGGUAAGACUAGGUAGGAUAGUCCAAGCUGAGCUACAAUCAUGGCAAAGACUAAUUGUGGACAGCGCGUGCGCAAAUGAAAACAUAUGCAAUGCACUCCCUUCUUCCCCCUUUCCAUGUUGAAAAGCUAAUAUAUUGGUUAAGCUAAAGCUUUGUGAAAUACGGGGGGGCUCCAAAUCUGCUGCCAACAUGUCCAUAUCAACAUUCAUAUUUUCGGUCCACAUAAUUUUUGCCAAGCUAUUAGUAAAACACGGACUGCGGAGCAGGGAGCACACGGAAUACGGAGCACACGAAGCACGGAGCACACGGAGUACGGAGCAUGCAGUAAAAAAACCAAAAUCCUUUAUGAUAAAAUUUUUGUUAUUAUUAAUAAAAUUAAUUAAGACGCUUGCUAUGGCUAAGCGUUUACUCGAGGCUCGAGCUAAAGGAGUGUUUUUGCUGAAGCUUUUAGAAGCGGAGAGUUCAGUGUAUUUGUAAGAUAUAGUAUUCAGCGUAUUCACAUCAAGAUUUACUUCGUACAUUUCACAUCGUACUCGUUUAAAGUGCAUUAUAUUUACGAGUUAAUCAGCGAGCUUACCCUGUGGCGUGGCGAUAUAGGCGUCACUUCCAAAGCGUGGUCAGUUGAGUUCGAAUCCGUUGUUUUAUUUUCAAAUUUAAAAAAAACUUUUCAUCUUUUUUUGAGUCUGAUUUUAAGGUUAAUAAGUCUUAGGAUUUAAUAGGAUUUCGGAUUGUUUAUAGGUCUUAGGAUUUAAUAGGAUUUCGGAUUAUUUUUGUUAUUAGGAUUUUGGGUUGUGCGUAGUGUGGUUUAAUUUUUUUAAGAGAAUAUUUUUAACACUUUAGGACUAAAUUUCCUGACUGCCGGGCAGGCAGGCGCGUACGUAGUAUUUUGAAAAAACCGCCCGGCAGGCGCGUGUAGACUAGUAUUUCGAUUCCGAUGGAAUUAUAAAGUUUGAUAGUUCAUACAUGUGAUGGAUAUUUUGAAUAUAAACUAGAUCGAGUACACAAAAUAUGCGUACAAUCGUUUAGUUUUGAUCGACGGUACGCUUUAUUGAAAGCGUACAGCCGUUUACUUUUGAUUGAGUACGCUUAAAGAGCAUACAUUCACAAAUAUUUGAUGGGUUACGCAUAUUAAAAUGCACUAUUAUUACAGUUUUUGUAAGAGUACUGACAGUACAGUCGAUAGAUGUAUGACAACCGAAUGGCUUUUGGCAGUUUUGGCAUCAUAUGUGUUUUUUAAAAGCGCAGCCCCACUAAUUUCCUACUUCCCCAACGUGUAAAACGCGAAAAAUCUUUAUUAAUAAUAACAAAAAUUUGUAAUAGUAAACAAUGGUUUUUCUACUGGUCUCUACGUACUAUUUAAAAAACGAGCAGGAGUGUUUUAUUAGGUUUAAAGCCACGAGCGCGCAGCGCGAGUGGCUUUAGACCUAAUAAAACACGACACGUUUUAAAUGGCUUCAAAAACGUUUGCAUAAUAAGUCAAAUCUUUAUAUAAAAAUCUUUAUAUAGUUUGCAUAACAAUGGUCUUUUGUUAAAGUGUUCUUUAGCUGGUAUAAAGACGUAUGCACGUGACUAAUUUCUUACUCAAGAUUGGAUAAUUGCUUCAUGAAUUAUUAAUGAGUUUUUGAAUGCUCCAUACUACGUGUGCUCCGUACUCCGUGUGCUCCGUGCUCCGUGUUUUACUAAUAGCCUUUUUGCCAUGAUUGUAGCAUUUCCUUUUAAAAACGUUGUCCAAUCUGUAGCCUUGUAGAAAAAUUGAAAUCAAAUUUUAAUAUAUUUGUUAAGCCACAAAUGCUAAUUAUGCUCUAUAUUGAAAGUUUCUAACUUUACUUCUUCUGAUAAAUAUAGAAUGCGCUGAUAUAAAAAACUGUACUUUCAAUGAUGGAAAAUACACAGUGGGCAGCAAAAGCACAGGUAUAGGACUGUAGCAGAAAAUGAACAGCAAACAAACACACAAACACACAAACAACAACAACAACAACAACAACAACAACAACAACAACAACAACAGCAACAGCAACAGCAACAACAACAACAACAACAACAACAACGGCAACAACAACAACAACAACAACAACAACAACAGCAACAGCAACAACAACAACAACAACAACAGUGACAACAAGGGUCUAGUCUUAAAUGUACAUAAUUAUAUUUCCAGAUCCUCCAAGGAUGGAACUCAAAACAACCAAACGAACUGUGUAUCCGAAAUCAACAAUCGGCUUACACUGUGGACUGUGUCAGAGCAACCCAGCAUCCACCAUUGAAUGGUUAUUCAACGGAAAACCACUCAUUUUCCAAGGAGCGAGAAUGCACAAAACCUCGACUAAAUGCCAAGAAACACUGUUUUUGUUGACAGCCUUAAGUGAAGAUGAAGGCAAUUACACUUGCGUGGCCAGGAACAAAUACGGUGAAGCGAAUUCGACCACAGAACUCAAAAUUAUUGGUAAAUCUUACUUUAACCAUUUAACAAUAUCAAUAAGAAUAUUUCGAUAUUCUCAGCAUGCUGAUAUCGAAACUCUUACUGCAAUAAUUUAAUAGUUGCAGAUCAAAAACGAUUUAUCUUUUGUUCUAGGCAGUGGUUGUUCAACUGAAUGCGUUUUGACUGACGAUGGAAGACGUAAAGUUGGCACUGGAUUGGGUGAGAAACCAGCCUGAAUUCAAAUUCCUAAAAACUUGGUUGUGGAAACAUGAAAAUUGUGACGUUUCUUCGCCCAUAGUUGGAAAGAUAAUUAUUGCAACUAUAUGGGUGUCCGUGGUUUGUGUCUGAACCACCCGAAAAUGAUAUCUCAAACGCGGAGGUCCACUGUAGGUAGUUGAAUAAACUACCGUGGUUUGCGUCUGAACUACCUGAAAAAAAGGUUCAAACAGUUCGAAAACUGAUGUGUUCCUAAUAAUCUUUUUCAGGCAGUUCCAACAGUCCAUGAUGUACUGUUAUUGUCAACCUUUUCUCUUUAUUUCAACAACAGGGCCACCAAAAAUGAAAGUCGAGCGGAUCUUUUAUAUCAACAUUGUGACCAACAAUAUGGUAACGAUAUCAUGUGGAUUGUGUGAAAGUAAUCCACCAUCAACAGUGACAUGGUUUCUCAAUGGUAUCCAACUCGAUCUAAACAAAAAUGGAAUACGAGUAAUUUCUGGUCAAUGCGAAGAAUCACUGUAUUUUCAAGCCUUGAAAAAUAGAGCAGGGAACUACACAUGUAUGGCUAAAAAUGAUUUGGGGCAAGCGAAUUUCACGACGAAAUUAAAUGUUUGGGGUAUGAUAUACUUGAUAUUAUUCUCCAGUUUUGUUGGUUUUAUGUUUUUUCAUUAACCUACACAUUGCUAUGCGGUAUAUGCUGGUUUCACUCAAGUACUAUUAGCACAUAAUCAGCAACCUGCAACCGUGAUCAGAGUGAAGUUGUUAAAGUGCCCAUGUCAUGAUUUGGGAUUUUAAAAAUUUUUAUCAUUGGUGCAUUUUAUGAAGAAAUGCAAUAUAUCUUUAUAAGAAAAUAUACCAUCUUCAUAGGAUUAUCAGCCCUCAAAGUUACUGGAUAUGACAUCAAACCGGGAAUUUUAUACGCUAGAAACAAAAGAAAUCUAAUUUGCAACUCCCAGUUUGAUGUCAUAUCCGGUAACUUUGAGGCCUGAUAAUCCUGUGAAGAUGGAAUAUUUUCUUUUAAAGAUAUAUUACAUUUCUUCAUAAAAUAUACCAAUGAUUACAAAUAAUAAAUUACACAAAUUAUGACACAGGCACUUUAAUUCUUUUCGUUGUACGAACUACACUGAAUGCGAGAGAUUUUCAGCAAGAAAAUUUAAGUACGUUUAGAUUGAAAGAACUUCUUAAAAUGUAGAACAAGACAUUUUACAAAAUUUUUAUAUCUUUCUUUGGUUCGACGAUAUUCCAGUUCGUUUGAUAUGUUAAUCAGAUGACGUUACAAGCUGGAUGAACUUUUUGACAGGUCACAGGACCCACGUUUUUGCACGCUAGAUUAUUCAAUUGAAUCAUCGAUCAUGAUCGAUAUAGAUCUGAAUGAUUUGAUCUGGCGCGACUGCCGUCUUUGAAAUUUAUAUUUUGCCAGCUUGUGACGUUAUAGAUGUAUUUCAUUUGCAUAUCAAACAAACUCAAAUAUCUUAAGAAUGACAAGAGAUAAAAAAGUUGUAAACAGACUUCUCUCUUCUCUCCAAACAUACUUGAAUUUCAUUGCCUUUAAAGUGUUUUUGAGAAGAGGGAAUGAUGAGGAAACUCUAUGAAAGCUUUGGAAUGACUUGCAUUUGGUGGGAAAAUAAAUUGAAACAUGUAGCUUAAUUUUUUGCUCCUGUCGGUGUGGGCAAUUAUUUUUGAAGUUAAAAGCACUAUCUGCAGCCUUCAUAUUCAUUUAUUUCCCAACUAUAGAUAGCAAUUUAAAUAGACCAAUGAUUACUGUCAAGCUAGAAGCACAAACUGGUACCAUUCACGGGAAUGCAGUUAAAAUUGGGUCACGACUUAAUAUUACUUGCACCAUACUUACUCCGAACUGUGCAAAGUUGAUUUGGUCGUGGAAGAAGAAUGAUCAAUUGAUCACACAAAAUGAAACUCAGUACAGACAGGAAAAUGGUAUGAAUCCAUGUGCAAGAAAGCUAGUGAUGAUUGAGAAAGUGACGGCUGCUAGCACGGGAAAAUACCAAUGCAGUGCCGUGGGAUGGCAUAAGUUGCACUUGAAAGCCCCUAGUGAUAAUGAUAUUUUAAUAAGCGCUGGUGAGUAAUAUACAUUGCAGCCACAAAAGUACCACAUGUCAUUAUCAUUGCAGCCACAAAUUAAUACCACAUGUCAUUACUGCAGCCACAAAAGUACCACAUGUCAUUACCAUUGCAGCCACAAAAGUACCACAUGUCAUUACCAUUACCAUUGCAACCACAUUUCAUUACCAUUGCAACCACAUGUCAUUACCAUUGCAGCCACAAAAGUACCACAUGUCAUUACCAUUGCAACCACAUUUCAUUACCAUUGCAACCACAUGUCAUUACCAUUGCAGCCACAAAUGUACCACAUGUCAUUACCAUUGCAACCACAUGUCAUUACCAUUGCAGCCACAAAAGUACCACAUGUCAUUACCAUUGCAACCACAUGUCAUUACCAUUGCAACCACAUGUCAUUACCAUUGCAACCACAUGUCAUUACCAUUGCAGUCACAAAAGUACCACAUGUCAUUACCAUUGCAACCACAUGUCAUUACCAUUGCAACCACAUGUCAUUACCAUUGCAGCCACAUGUCAUUACCAUUGACGCCACAGACGUACCACAUGUCAUUAUCAUUGCAGCCACAAAAGUACCACAUGUCAUUACCAUUAAGUUGGUUAGAUUUGCAACGUAAUAAAGGGUCGGUUGGUGAUACAGUGGUUAGUGGAUGUACCUUUCAGGAGCCCCUGAUUCCUGCAACAUGCAGUCAUGCUUACUUAUUUGUCUGCGUGAUUAUAAUUUCGCCUCGUUUGCAUGUAAGAAGAGUGCUUCCAGUGUAACUGUACCAAAAACAACAGGUUUUCUCUGGGUACGUACUCUGACUUCUUCCUGUGGUAACAAAUAACAGAUGGCUCUUACUGCACUUCUAGAACAGGUUAGAACUGAUAGAGCUAUUUUAGUUUGGGUUUCUUCCUAUGGUAACACUAGAUCAACAAGGGAUAGUCUUGUCCUGUCCUGUCCAGUCUUGUCCUGGCAGACAUUUCCAUUCGAAAUACUACGUUUCCCCUCGUAUAACACUGGAGGAACAAGGUAUGGACCUUUUGGGACCUCUGGGGAGAACAGUUUAGAACUGAUAGAGCUUUCUUAGUAAGGAUAGAAUUAACUUAGAACGUGUUCACCAUAUUAUUCUGUCUGUAUCUUUCCAGUUCCCUGCUUUAGAGGUUUCUACUGUCCACAGAAACUUCAAGAAGCUAAACGUUGCCCAAACGGUACAUUUAGCAUGCAACAGGAUGCCACAAACCUCACACAGUGUGAGCUAUGUCCAACUAAAGCAAGAAACAAAACUUUGUUGGCCAAAAAUCCAGAAGUAGCGAGCAUUUUUAGGAUAAACUGUCCAUAUUACACAGGUAUGAUGCUGCCUUCUUCACGGGAUGAAUGCCCAUUUGACUUCUGUUGGAUAGUCUUUAUAUAUCAUACUUGAUCAUUUGAACGAACUUGGGCAAAGAGUUUGUCUGAUAUAUCAACCGUUUUAUAUCAUUGUUUCAGUUCCAGAAACGUCAGAUAACCAUUCAGGUUUAUCUCAUGGUGAGAUAGCGUCCAUUGCUGGGUCAUUGAUAGCAUUGGUUAUGUUGGUUAUUCUGGCAAUAUUAUAUGGUAUGCGGAACUGUCGGGAUUACAAGAAAUUGAUUUACCGCCCGCAAAAAGACAUUCAAAUAGGUAAGUUCAUUCUUUAUUUAUUUAUUUGUACUGGAUAUUCUCCAUUAUCAGUUUUAAAAUACCCUACUUAGAGGUUCAGCAAAAGUCAUACUACAGGAAGAAAUCUAAACCAAACUAAAUUUAAUUAUACUAGACAGCUCUAACAGUUCUACACUGUUCUUCCUUUAGUGACCUUUAGUCCAUAUGCUUUAGGCCAGUAAAGGUCAUCCUGAAUUGGUGGGGAAAUCAAGGUGAUUUGUGGUGUUUGAUUCAGUCUAAAAAGGAGCAUACGGCCAAAGCAAAAUUAUAAUCAGACAACUGUUGCAGGUACACAGAAUAGAGACUAUACAGAAGCCCAGCUUCUUGGUUUUUCCUAUCUUUUUGGCCUAACCGUAAUUCGUCAUCAAAAUGCGGACGCCAUGUUCCUAGCCAGUGCGCUUAUACUGAGGCAUUCAUCCCCAUGAUAACAUACACAAUGGCGGACGUCCAGGGGGGAUGCCUCUCACACUGGCCUCUCAUAAGCGCACUGGCUAGGACCGUGGCGUCAGAAUUUUGAUGACGAAUCAUGGCGUGGCAGCGGUUACGCUUUUCUGGCUGAGUCGACCUUCUGUGUGUCUUUAUUCUGUGGCAGGAAGUUAAAUCCCGGAUACUUGGACCUCUUGAUUAUUUUAAAAAUUCAUUGAUCAAUCUUUCCUAGAAAUACCGGAUGUCCCUCAAUCGGCAGACGUUUUCGUCUGCUACAGUUCCAAGAAUCGAGAAUGGGUGCACGGUACGCUCUUUUCAAACCUGCGAGCACAGCAUUUCGAAACGUUUAUCGAUUUCAUUGACUUCGAAAUUGGCGUUCCCAUCCAUCAAAAUAUAGUAAACGGCAUUUACGGCAGUAGAAAGACAAUAUUCGUGUUGUCAAAGGACUCUUUGAAGAGUUACUAUGCCCGUACAGAGCUCAGUCAGGCCCUGGCUGCAGGCAGGCAGACUGGACAUCAAGUGAUCGUAAUUCUGUAUGAGAAAUGCAAGGUUCCUGAGGAGAUUUCAAAUAUUGUGUACCUUGACUGGACGGAUGAAGAAAAGAGAGAUCACUUCUGGGAGAAGUUGUAUGAUGCUGUACGAAAACCACUAAAAAGUGAAGUGGCGGUUUAAAGUUUUACGCCUGUAUUCAAGCUUCCCUUGCGUGUCAGUGCUGUUUUUGGAAUAGCUUGAGGGUGAGUAGUCACAUAGUAAGGUACGACACUAACCCCCAGCUACACAAAAACAGUGUUGACACUCAAGGAAAACUCAGAUUGAACCUCCACUCUUUGAGUGUGAGUGAGCUUUUAGAAUACAGAACAUAUAAGACGGACCACAAUUCUGCAAACACCUGGCGAAUUGGAAAACAAAGUAUUGGAGUUAUACAAGAUAUCAGAACGGACAAGAAUUCGUAAAAACAAUGAAUACCUGACAAUUAGAAACUUGGAAAGUGUUGGGUUCUAUAAUGGACCAUAAUUGUGCAAUACUACAUAAGAAUGGCGAUUAUACAGACAUUGCAAAGCAAGGAUCACAAGACGAACUAUAAUUGUAAGACAAACUGUGAAAAUAGAAAGAUUUUCCGACGUAUUGGAGUUCCUCAAGGAUCUUAAGAUAGACCGCCUUUCAUAAACUGUAGUAUAAGCGUAUGUAAAUAUUUUUUAUUCUUUAUUAUGGCCAUUAAGGUCUCGUCUAAGCCUUGUGCUGCAUUGUAAAUAGUAUCUAUUAUAUGAUCGUACACGAAUAACUAUUAAAAAUCAAAAAAAGAAAAUUAUAGUCAGAG